AGCAACGGCACGUGCACCCAGCCGCCCUCUCAAAACUUCACCAUCGCCCUCACAUUUCACCCUCCACAGAGGCCAGCGAGUACACGUCCGACUACUAGCGCUGCAUUCUCACGCUCCCUCUCCCAUAUCAACACCCCGCCCAGCUAUCUCCGCCCUGUUCACCACUUGCCCACGUACAGGGACUCAACACCUUGAUCGCACACGAACAUGAACAGCCCCGUCCCGGCAUUCCUGCCGUGGGCCACGGCCACGGCUUUCGUGCCCAUUGCCACGGCUACCGCCACGCCCUUUCCGCCCGCCGUUCUCGCGCAGACAGGCCCCGUGGUGUACCCGUCCAUCUAUCUCCCCGACCUCGCCAUUUGGGUGACCUGCCCGUCCACGGUGUGCAACCCGAUCGGCUCGAACAGCACGUUUUCCCUCGUGGACAAGUCUGUCACCCUGUACCACGACGCCGUCAACUUCGCCGCCCGCAUCGCCUUCGGCAAGUCGCCUACCCCCGCCCCCGUCCUGAACCAUGCCGUCCCGUCCGUCGACGCGCCCACGCCCACGCGCAAGCCACACACACAGACAGUGUCCGCCCCGGACGUCCAGAGCGCGUACCUCCUCCCGCCGGGCAGCUAUCUCCUGUGGUCGCCCUGGAAGGAGGACCCCAGGGUCAAGUGGGGCUACCUCUACACCGUCGCGCAGAUCCGCAACAAGACGUGGUGGGCGCUGGAGAAGUCGGGAAUCCUGGCCUUCACGCACAAGCACUGUCCCGUGACGCACAAGAGUGGGCCGUACAUCUGGUACCAGGGCGGCCCUUUUGUGUUCGAGUGGAUCAUGUUGCUGGGGCAGCUGCUGUGGAUCGUGCUGCUGCUUUUGCUGAUGGCUUGCUUGGCGAUGGCUGGGAAGGCGGCUUCGCUGGCGCUUUUGGUCAAGGAGUUUGCGUUGGACCGUAGACCUUGGGUCUUGGAGCGUGUUGUGAGGUCUCCUGAGUCGUAAGUCCCUCCCGCAUGAAUGGAGCCAUUGGAUGUGAGCUAACGUUUUCUAGUGUUGCCUCCGCUGCUGGAGAGACUAUUUCCGACUUGAGGAACGUGGGUCCUUGGGUCAUUGAGCACGUUGCCCGUUCUACGGAGUAGGAAAUCCCGACAGCAUGGAUUGUUUGACGAGUUACGAGCUGACAGUUUCUAGUGUCACUUCCUCCAUUGGAGAGGCUAGAUCGUUGUUGAAUUACGUUGGACUGUGG
Molecule: messenger RNA, 1225 nt
Organism: Paraphaeosphaeria sporulosa
Lineage: Eukaryota; Fungi; Ascomycota; Dothideomycetes; Pleosporales; Didymosphaeriaceae
Exons: 1
Coding region: 208-981 (257 amino acids)
Source: RefSeq, a predicted model, not a curated record